AUGAACACCGAGCGGAAAACAGCACCAAAUGCGCUAUGGGCAUAUCUUCUCCAGAAGGAUCUCCCGGCGUCCAAUGACUCUUCUGCUACGCCAAUGAUUCCUCCACUGGCACCAAUCGACAGGACCAACACAUCCAUGCGAAUGCUCAUUCACGACAUGCAGGCAACCCUCGAAAGUUCUCUACGAGAGUGGACACUUUGCUCGCUAACGUCAAGGACGCAAAGACUGAAGUGGCGAACUGUAACCGGAUAUCAGAGAGCGAACGUGAACGUGUGCUCGACGAGAUCUCGAAUAGCUACGCCUGAAAAACGAAAACGAGACGGACCUAUAUUCUCAUCAUUACUUUUAGCAAAAAAAGUGCAAACCGAGCUGAAGGCUUGCAUCGGUGCACCCUCUCAAGCAUCAACUCUCGAAUUGGUCCAGAAAUCACAAUCGUCAGCGGAAAGUAGCAUACAAGCUCUAGACAAACGCAUAGAUGCGAUUCAAACGCUCAUUCAAACCCAGAAUCAUGCUAUGCAAGCCAUACAGGACCAGCAGCAUUCGAUACUAACUGCGGUACUCCCACUUCUUCCACUUGUACAAACCUUCCCUUUGUAUGUGGAUCAGGUCAAAACUUCGAUAGCCGAUAAAGUCUCGUCCAGCAUGUCAAGUCUGAGCCGCGAUAUCGGCGGCAUGAAGUCCACUUUAUCCAGUCUAUCCGCUCCUUCUGUCAGCAUCCCUGAUAUUCCCCAGCCAGCUCUAGCAGUUCCGUUCUCUCGUUCCGAGAACCAUCACAGUCGCAAGCGCUCCAAUUCUUGGUUAAAUCAAGACGACACACUUCCGGGGCGCUUCCAAUCCUAUCGUUCCCACUCUUUUGCCCCGUCGCGUAGCCCUCGCAUAGAUCAACACAAGAAACCACGAUUGGGUAGCGUACUACCAACUGGCUCCCCUCAGCUUGUGAGAAAGUCAUCUCAUACGGUCAAUUCCCCGGAAAUACACGCCCUUGAUUUGCGCAAAUCCCUAAAUGCUGACAGGUUGACCUCUCCCGUUCGUGACUCUGUAACCACGAACAACAACUACCCUGCAGUUCCAAUGCUCAGACAGACCACGAGGACGCCUCUCGCUGACAUACUGCCUCCUGCUCCAGUCAAUCACGCAACUGUACAGCUUCGAAAGCCCACUGCCGAGCCUUCUUCCUCUUCUGGUUCCGGAGCAAUUUUUUUUGCGAAUGCUCACAUCAUGCAUGCGUCCUCUCAGGCGGGCAGACAUCCACUUCCAACGGCUCGAGUACAUGAGGCCAUUCCUCAAGCAUCAACGGUCACACCAAACGAUUCGAAUAUCUCUAGUGCAGCUCCAAAGCCAGACGACUUUGUCCCGCCAACUUCUAACCACAAUGAUAGGAAGAAGACAAUGGAAUCAGCGCCUGCAGGUCCACCUAUCGCUACGCCACCAAUGUCGAAGGCUAUCAAGUUGGAAGAAGUUCUUCGCUCGCCCUUGAGAUGUUGCAUAUCCAUUCCGCCGUCACCGUUAUCGUCCUUGUCUCCGUCUCCGCUCCCGGCCCCGGCCCCAGUCCCAGUCCAGCCCGUUUUGAAAACUCAGGUUCAGCAUGUUACAGGUGGAAUGACACGGCGCCAAGUCACAUUCGCUACAUCGUCUCAUGUGUUCAUUCCAUCCAAUCUUUCUGAUCCUGGAAUGCUGCCAUUACCUACGCUUGAUUCCAGGUCCGCAACUAUGAGUUUGCGUGAUCGACGCGCACAGAUGUCUAUGCUCGGCCGUACUAACUUCCAGUGCAAAGCGUUUUAUUCCUCUGGGUUCUUCCUCUGA
Suillus paluster is the source of this 1803-nucleotide messenger RNA. RefSeq lists its product as uncharacterized. The transcript is spliced from 4 exons. Lineage: Eukaryota; Fungi; Basidiomycota; Agaricomycetes; Boletales; Suillaceae. Bases 1 to 1803 code for a protein of 600 amino acids. The record is from RefSeq and is a predicted model, not a curated record.